Messenger RNA from Bufo gargarizans (Asiatic toad), 1963 nucleotides. RefSeq lists its product as uncharacterized. Lineage: Eukaryota; Metazoa; Chordata; Amphibia; Anura; Bufonidae. Bases 68 to 1963 code for a protein of 631 amino acids. The transcript is spliced from 12 exons. The record is from RefSeq and is a predicted model, not a curated record.
UGGUAAUCUGGCAUGCAGUGCAGGUGACCAGACUGGCUGGGUAAAUGCUACUCAAGGUGGAUCUGGUAUGACAGGAGGACUUGGAUCUCAUCAGUAUAUGUACCAAACACCAGCAGACUUACAGGUUCAUAGCGUACAGUUCAUGGAGUUUUCAGAGGUUGAGAAUCACAAUGACUUCUACACAGUUGAAGAUGGCAUAGUUCACACUCAGGAUCAGAGAGGAGCCUAUGUGAUGUAUGAUGCUGCACUUGAAGAUCUAGAGAAAUUACGAGAUCAGUUGUUGUUGUUAACAACCCUUUAUAUUGAAAAAGAUCGAGGUUUCAAAUUAAGUAAAAACGAUGUGACUGACACUAAUUUCUCAGACUGGGCACACAUUAAUGUGGACCGUUUCGCAUUGCUGCUUGACCUGUGGACCUGGGAAUCUUCUCUGUUAGAAAACAAACAGCAGCUUGUUGACAGCUACUAUGAAGCCUACCAGCACACUCUUGAUCCAGAAGAGAGAUUCGCUUUGGCACAAGUGAUAACUGACAUCAUGUUUAGGCGCCCACGGUUUGACAUUGGCUCCAGAUACUUCUUGGAAGCUUAUAAGGAUGAAUGUCAAUGUCUGAGGCUUCAUUUGCAGCUUGUCAAAGAUGUUUUAAAAAGCCAGAUAGAAAAUCAAAGGGAGUUUGUCCAGAAGGUUUGGCGGGAUGGUCGAAAAGGGGGCAUUUAUGACUUUGGUCUUCCACUUAAUAUUGUAAAGAAGCCUCUUGUCUCACUUAACACUAGCUGCCCUGAUUUAAGAAAUGUCUACCUCUUAGAAUUCCAUCCAUCACUAGGAGUAACAUACCUAAUAUCUUAUACCCUGGAGCACAUUUGUAAAGAGUUUCAGCAUAUCUGCAACACAAAGACACCAAGACAGUCUUACCUUGUAGAGAAAAGGGUCCUUCAGCUUGCACUUUCUGAAUGGUCAGCUCCAAGAGACUUUCUUCAAUCCUUUACAGCAAAUCUGCACAAAGAUCUAUUUGAAGAGGUGUUAAUAGAGGAUCCCAUUUUGGUUAGAGAGAUCUGCAUGUCAGCAUUGAACUCAGCUGAUGAAGAUAAAAAGCAUGGCAGAGGAAAGCAAAUCCAUAUCUUGGACACACUCAGCAAGAUGCUAGAGCUCAUCACUCUGCGUUACAGAAUAAUUGAGGCAUCAUUAGAAACGGCACUUCUCUCCAGGACAUAUUUAAAGUUUGCUGAAGAGAUGGGAUAUAAUCAGUUUCACCUGUACUUAAGACCAGUCCAGUUUGAAUUUGCAUCACACAAGGAUCAAGGGGAGCAAAAGCCCCCUAUGUUCAUCACAUCUCUCAUUGAGGAUGACAGCUGUGUGGACAGAUAUUCACCAUCAUCACAACUCCUUGCUAUUCAUGAGGUUGAUGAUAAUCAGAUUGGGAAAUUCAGUUUUUUUACAAGAGAAGGUAUAAUGCAGUUACUGAAUAAACGCGGAGCAGAAAAUCUGCAGGUGGUGCUUGCCUGUCAAGUAAUCCAGAAGAAUGCCCUCCUAGCUGCCAACCAGCUGGCUUCAUUUUGUGAUAUGUCAUCCUGGAGCUCCCUGGAUACAAAGGAAGGAAACUUAGCAAUGCAACGGCAGGUCAGCUCUUCUGCAAGUGAAAACAGUUCUCCAUCUUGGGCCGUAGUUGAAAGUCAGACGUCCAUUGCACCAAUACCUCAUUCUCAUGAAAUUCAAGUACAGCUACAGCAGUCAAAGAAAAGACUUUCUGAAGCAUUUGUUUCAGUUCAGUUAGAAAAAGUCGGUCCUCGGGAUACAAUGCUGAACACAUUUCUGCAAAAAAAACAAGCCAUGGGAACAGCAAUGAGAAAUCCAGUAAGAAGGAACAAGACUACUGUUCAAAAUAAUGGGACAGAUUUACUAUUGAAAAUGCACAAUUUUUACACCACAACUGACAAGGGCUUAGCAAAAAGGGAUUAUGGCCUCCCAUGA